Molecule: messenger RNA, 3286 nt
Organism: Bombyx mori (domestic silkworm)
Lineage: Eukaryota; Metazoa; Arthropoda; Insecta; Lepidoptera; Bombycidae
Product: acyl-CoA synthetase short-chain family member 3, mitochondrial
Exons: 12
Coding region: 184-2229 (681 amino acids)
Cellular component (GO): mitochondrial matrix
Molecular function (GO): propionate-CoA ligase activity
Source: RefSeq, a predicted model, not a curated record
UUUUCGGGAUCACAGGUCCCUAAUUGAAAUGUAUAUUAGUCGGGAUUGUGGUACGCGCAUCUAUAAUACAAAUGAGGCAGUUCCAAAAAGAACGAUACGACGGAAACACGACAAUUGAAAUUUGAAAAAAAUAUUUAUUUAAUUUUUUUGGUUUCUGCCUUCGGCUCAUUUUUCGGUUUUAAAAUGCACCAGCAAAAUGAAGUUGGCAACAAAAUCGAGAAAAGCAAGUUUGAGUCGUCAAUUAGUGAGCUUAAAAAGAAGACUUUCGUUUCGGCGGCCGACAUCGAAUGCUAUAACGUAUGUGGGACAACGCCUGAGUACGAAAAGGCCCAGCAGAGGUCGUUGAACGACCCUGAAGGGUUCUGGAGCGAAGUCGGAUCGGAACUCGAGUGGACAAAGCCAUGGGAUCGAGUUCUAGAUGACAGUAACGCGCCGUUCACGAAAUGGUGGGUCGGCGGAGAAAUGUCGGUAUGUUACAACGCGGUGGACCGACACGUGGUCAAUGGAAGAGGCGAGCAGUUCGCUUUGGUUCACGACUCGCCACUCACUGACACCGCCAGGAAAAUCUCUUACAAUGAGCUAAAAGAUCAGGUCUCGCGUCUGGCUGGAAAGCUGACAACGUUGGGAGUCAGUAAGGGAGCCCGGGUGCUGAUCUACAUGCCGCUAGUACCAGAAGCUAUUAUAGCUAUGCUCGCUACCAAUCGUAUCGGCGCCAUUCACUCUGUUGUAUUUGGAGGUUUCGCUGCGAGGGAAUUAAGAACGAGGAUCGAACACGCUGAGCCAACGGUCAUCAUAGCCGCCAGUUGCGGGGUAGAGCCUAAUAAGAUCGUCAGGUACAAAGAUAUUCUGGACGAAGCACUGUGCCAGAGUUCCCAUCAGCCUCGCUCCUGCAUUAUAUACCAACGGCGCAGAGUACUAGAGUGUCCCCUUGAAAUUGGAAGGGACAUAUCCUGGGACGAGGGCUUGGAAGCCGACCCGGUACCGUGCGAGUCGGUAGAAGCCAAUGAACCCUUGUACAUACUAUACACAUCUGGUACAACUGACGCCCCAAAAGGAGUUCAACGUCCCUGCGGCCACGCAGCCACGCUCUGCUGGUCCAUGAAAAAGGUGUAUGGUCUCCAACGAGGAGUGUGGUGGGCGGCGUCAGACCUGGGCUGGGUGGUCGGUCAUUCGUACAUUUGCUACGGUCCGCUCUUGGCUGGAAUGACUUCCGUUCUGUAUGAAGGAAAACCCGAUCGUACGCCAGAUCCUGGACAAUAUUUCAGGAUAAUAGAGCAACAUCGUGUAAACGCUCUAUUCACGAUUCCGACGGCAUUCAGGGUGCUGAAACGAGCCGAUCCUAACGCUAAAUACGCGAGGAGAUACUGCCAGAAAUCACUAAAGACGGUCUUCAUUGCUGGAGAGCAUUGCGACCAGGAUACAAGGCAAUGGGCUGAACGUGUCUUCGGCGUGCCAGUACUCAAUCAUUGGUGGCAAACGGAAUCAGGGUCCCCGAUCACUGCACCCUGCCUUGGUUACGGCGUCAAAUCCGUGCCGCCCUACUCCGCUGGAUAUCCAGUCGCUGGAUAUGACAUUCGUACACUUCGAGAGGACGGAAUGGAAUGCAAGCCCGGUGAAGUGGGUAGGCUGGUUGCGAAGCUGCCUCUCCCACCAGGAUUCGCUUCAACACUGUGGCGAUCUGAUGAACGAUUCAAGAAAAUCUAUUUCGAGGCUUAUCCGGGCUACUACGACACCCAAGAUGCGGGCUGGAUCAGCUUAGACGGGGCUGUGUGGGUCGUAGCCAGGGCUGAUGACGUCAUCAACGUAGCUGGACACCGGCUGUCUACGGCGGCUCUUGAAGAUGUCGUGCUACGACACACGAGGGUAGCGGACGCUGUCGUGGUUGGAGCACCGGACCCAACUAAAGGCGACGUGCCUCUCUGCCUCUACGUCAUGAGACCUCCGCAAGACGACGAAGAAAUAGUAGCCGAAAGCACAGUAACACAAGAACUGAUUGCUCUGGUCCGUCAUCUCAUUGGGCCGAUCGCAGCUUUCCGCAAAGCUGUGGCAGUUCCCGCCCUACCGAGGACCAGAUCAGGGAAGGCGCUAAGAGGUGCCAUUGCCAAAUUGGCCAGGUCUCAGUCAGUGAAAAUACCUUCCACUAUAGAAGAUCCAUCGGUCUUCGGUGACAUCAAACUGGCUUUGCAGAAAUUUGGUUACGCCACAGACGCGCCGGACCCUGAGUUUUGAAAUAUAUCGUAAAAUAAAACGAAUUGACGGUAUUUCGGAAUAAGAAAGUGUCAAAACGAUAGAUUUUUGAUGGCUUGGACUGCAACACAUGCGUGUGCAUUCACAGAUCCACUAAUUCUCGUUCCGUGUCCGCAAAUAAUACAGGUUAAAAUAAGAGAAAUAUAGAUAUUAAACGAUAUGUUACCUAAGCUAUAGGGCUUAUUUCAGUUUGACGCGAUUAAUGAAUGCUUACUUCCGACUUCGGAUCUGGUUCAUCCACAUUAUCUCACUUUUGGUUUCUUCAGACAGUCUAACAACAAAAGUGACCUACCUACAUAUGCUAUUUGAUAGUUUAUUGAUUAUUUUUAAUUCAAUGUAAUUCAUUAUAAUUCAUGGAAUAUUGAUGAUCCGUAUUAAGAAUAGAACCCACUUUUUAUAAUAACAGCAAUAGAAUUGGGUCAUAAAGCCCAAAUAAAGAUUUUCUAUUUGUCAGGUGAUGUAAGUGACUUUUAAAAAUGUGUAAUAAUAUUAUACUUUAAUUAGUUAAAUUAUUUAUUAGUAUGCUUAAUUAGUAUGCUUGAGUUAAAUUAAUAAUUAAUAAAGAAAUACGUAUGUGAAUGUUAAACAUCUUCCUGAUAUACUUACCUAUUUGUUUUAUUUAAUGGUGUAUUAUUUUAAUUAGAAUAGAGUAGAAUAAAAAAACAAAUUAAUUGAUUUGUCUACCUAUUUGAUUCGGUUUUUUUUUCUGUCUAGAUCGAGAAUUUCGUAUUUCGUUGCUUAAACAUUGAGGAAUUACAAAUAAACGUGUGCAACCUAGGAUUAGUCAAUGUUAGUUAAUGACAGAUAUUUUUUUAAUAAUUAGUAUGUGUUUUUUCUUUGGUAUCAAAUAUCAUCGAAACAGAUAAGCUCUCAUCAAGUAAACGUGUUUCUAAUAGUGUGGUACGUUUGUGGAGGUAUCUACAUAGCUAAUAAAAGUAUGUUUAUUUAAUAGUUGUUUUUUGUAUGGUGUUUGUUUUUUUUUUGUGAUAUUUUAGUUGUAAGUGUUGUAUUUUACGGAAUAAAGUUAAUGCAAUGAAAA